AUUCAGUCCUCGACAAUCCACGCCUCACGCUCUUUACUGCUGCAAUUCCUCCCCAAGCGCGCCAUGCUGUGCUUGUAGGCCCAGGGCCGCGACAAUUCGUCCACAGUCCCCGUGCAUCCUGCCUCCGCGCCGUCAGCACCGCUUUCACCCGCCAGCAUCCAUCGUCCUCGACCACGCCGAGUCCCACCCCGUGGUGACGCCCACUGCCCGAGCCUUCUCCCCAGAGCUCACCACCACGAUGCUCGCGCUCCCUGCCGGCAUAUAACCAUAUCUCUGCCGGUCCUCGGGCGGACGCUCGUUUUCUGGCCUGGGACAGUUGUCGUACCGAACUGGAGCCCGCGCCGCGACAACACUCGCAAUGGGCGACCAACUCACAUCCGGGACGCUGGUGCCGCCUGCCGUCGCCGCACUGAAGGAGGACGCUGCGGCCACGAGCUCGUCACGCGUGGCCAUGGAGAGAUCAAUCAGUAUGGAUAUCAGGGAAGAGCGGGAUGACCUCAAGGAAGCCGCCGAGCAGAGCAUGAACGUCAUUAUGGACCUCAACCUCGACGGGAACAUUCGCUGGGUCAGCCCGUCCUGGGAAACUGUCAUUGGAACCACGCCAGAGUCUGUCAAAGGGAAAGCCAUUGCCGACCUGCUCGUCGGAAACAACACCCAAUUCGCCGACACGCAGGAAUCUAUGAAGAAGGAUGACUCCCGCAGCCAGAUCAUCCGCUUCUCUAUACGCAUGGGCCCGUCCUCUGUCCUGCUUCCCAAGCGGUCGCCACGUCGAAAGGAUUCCGACGAGGACCCUCUUGCCGAGCAGCCAUGUGAAGUAGAAGAGGAGCAUAUUCUCAAUCUGGAAGCACAAGGCAUCAUGGUCUACGACCGCACCUCAGGAGGCGAAAGCCACACUAUGUGGAUGAUCCGCCCUUCGGUCAUUCGGGAAGUGACCAUCGACCUCCCCAUGGUUCUCGUUGAAGCUCUGGGAGUCGGUGCUGAGAUGCUUGCUAACCACUUGACCGCCUUGGCCGAGGUUGGUGCCAACGAUCCGGCCAACCACCCACCUCCCUUACCAGUGCUAUGUCGUAUUUGCGAGAGACAGAUAACGCCAUGGUGGUUCGAGAAGCAUACGGAACUCUGCCUGCAAGAACAUCGAGCGGAGAUGGAGGUUCAGCUUGCACAAGAAAGUCUCUCAGACCACCGAAACUCAAUCGUCAAAGUCCUGGAUGCCCUAGAGGCUCACACUCGCCAACCCAGAGCUACAUCUGGCGAGAUUGCCACUCCUCCGCCAAUACCGGAAUAUAAAGGCAUGCCCAUUCAACCCACCUCUACUCCAUCCUCUGGCACUCCUUCUGGUAGAAACUCCCCCGCUUCUCCCCCAGCUCGCUCGCGCGACCGUUCAGCAGGCUUUGGACACCACCGUGCGCGAUCUUUUGCCAUCCGAAGGCCGCUCUCUCGUAUCGUGGAGCUUGUUUUGGAUCUGUGUGAUACUGCGCUGGAGAUCAAUACACCCGCCAUCAAGGAUACCAGAGUCCAGUCUGCCUCUGACAUCCGAACUCAGUCGCCUCAAUCGGAAAAUCGCAUCUCUCAAGUGCUUCAGUGGCAGUCUCCAAGCACCGGUGCCGUCGAGAACGAGCAGGGGCUCGCUGCUCUCUGUGAAGACACCUCAACUCUUGCUCGGGUUAAAGUCGACGCGGUCUUUCGCCAUCGCCGCAUUCUAGAGUACUCGGAGCGUAUUCGUGUAGAGUUCGAUGUUUUAGUUCAGGAAUGCAUUGAAGCUGCCAUGAUCAAGGCUGCACGGAUAGCCGCGGGCGAGGACAGCUCUUCCGGAGAUGAAGAGGAGGACGAGCUACAACAACUACAACAGGACAACGAUGACCAGGAUUCAAUCACACACGAGAAUCCUAUAGAGGAAGGCGUCUUCCCAGGCUCGUUUGAUGGGCCCUCAUUGAUCUCUGCAGCGCUUCGUCAUGGUUCCGACUCCCCUCUCCCAUCGCACAGGGAAGCUAGAGAGUCGUCUAUUGCGGGGUCAACCAGGUCCAGCAGCCCCAGAGGUUCCCAGACGCCACGUUCACACGCAGGAGCCAUGAGUAUAAUAUCGCAGAACAAGCGGCAAUCCAUGCAUUUCGAAAGCGAUGCCGGGGCGGACAGCGACAGCAGUGUACGAUCAUCUGCCAUGUCCAACCCUCGUCGAGCGGAUUCUCCAGGGUCAGAACUUGGUUUGAGUCGUGUUGCAAGUUCUCGGGACCGGAAGCGGAAGAGUCUGAUUCUCCCAAGCGUUAUGUCAAGCCGUCAACACUCGCCUGCUAGGUCCAUGCAACCACCUUCUUCGCCGUUAAGAAUGACAAAGCCACGACUGCCCAGCGGAAUGGAGGGUCUCCAGUCUCCCGUCACUUCUCCCGUGCUAGCUGGUAGCGAAUUCUCGUCCCCUGCGAUCACUGCUCAGAUCCCUCACCACCGUAGACAGUCUUCUGCUGCUGGAUCAGAUGUUCUUCGGCCAGUCUCACCACGCUUGAUACCAGUCAGCGCCCCUCAGCCGCGAGCUGUACCGCCUUCCAUCAAAGACUUUGAAGUCGUUAAACCGAUCAGUCGUGGUGCUUUUGGGGCCGUGUACCUAGCGAAAAAGAGGUCAACCGGCGACUAUUUUGCCAUCAAAGUGCUUAAGAAAGCCGACAUGGUGGCCAAGAACCAAGUCACCAAUGUAAAAGCUGAGAGAGCAAUCAUGAUGUGGCAGGGCGAGAGUGACUUCGUGGCGAAACUCUACUGGACUUUCUCGAGCAAAGACUUCUUAUACCUGGUGAUGGAGUACCUGAAUGGAGGAGAUUGUGCAUCUUUGAUCAAAGUCUUGGGUGCACUUCCCGAAGACUGGGCCAAGAAGUACCUCGCCGAAGUCGUCUUAGGAGUCGAGCACCUUCAUAGCCGUGGCAUCAUUCACCGUGAUCUCAAACCCGACAAUCUCUUGAUAGAUCAAAAAGGACAUCUAAAGCUUACCGACUUUGGUCUUUCCCGGAUGGGUCUGAUAGGCCGACAAAAACGAAGAGGAAGAGAAUCUGAAGAGCCAGCUCCAGAUUUACUCAAACAAGGACCCUUCCAUCGUGCGCCGUCGGUUGGCUCAUCUCGGUCGGCGUCCUUCGAUCUCAAUCCAUCACCGACCAACACUCCGAACUUGACGGCGGCCCUAGGGGGAGACCUUGGACAGCCUUCCUAUUUCAGUCUCAACCGAGAUGACAGCAGAGAGCCAUCUAGAAGAGCGUCAGGCAGCCGAGGUGACAGCGGAGAAGGCGAGGCAAUGCAGGCCAUGUUCCGUCGUUUCUCCCUCGUCGAUAACAUGAGCUCCAAUCAUCGAGCGCGAUCACCGAUUGAAGAAGAGAGUUAUAGCGACGAAGGGUCCCCGGAUAUAUUCACCUUACAACAUACUUCCACCAACUCAAGCGCUGCUCAGAAUAGUACUCCGCCUCAGACCUCUGGAAUGCCUCCUCCUCCAAUGACUCUUUUCGAUCCAGAGGAUGCUUCUAACCGUAAAUUCGUUGGUACUCCUGACUACCUUGCUCCUGAAACCAUUCGUGGAAGCGGUCAAGACGAGGUCAGCGAUUGGUGGUCACUGGGAUGCAUCUUGUUCGAGUGCUUGUAUGGAUAUCCUCCCUUCCACGCCAACACUCCUGAAGAGGUAUUUCAUAACAUUCUUGCCCGCAAGAUCGACUGGCCGGAAGACGAUGUCGCUCAAGUUUCAGAAGAGGCGAAGGACUUGAUGAACCGUCUCAUGUGCCUCGACCCAACACAGCGAUUAGGGGCCAACGCCGAGGACAAAUAUCCAAGUGGUGGAAUGGAGAUCAGGAGCCAUCCCUGGUUCUCAGAUAUGAAUUGGGAGACUCUACGUGAGGAUGAGGCAUCCUUUAUUCCUGCGCCAGAAAAUCCCGAGGACACAGAAUACUUCGAUACGAGAGGAGCAACGCUUCAGAGCUUUGCCCCAGAAUUCGAAGACCAAGGAACUUCUUCUGCAGGUACACCAGGUGCGGAUUAUCCAGACCGACCACACGACGCACUAUCACGGGUUCGCUCCCAGAUCAGUGUUACAUCAAUGAAGCGAGGAUUAAUUCCGCUGCACAUCCCCGCUCAUGUUCGCGAGGGGAGAAGCAGAAGAUUGAGCGAGCCCAUGGCAACCGACGACUUUGGCAAUUUUAGUUACAAAAAUCUUCCGGUUCUUGAGAAAGCGAAUAAAGACGUCAUUCAGAAGCUUCGUGCAGAAGCUAUGCAGGCUCAGAUCAAGUCGCCAUCCGCAGUUCAAUCACCCAGCCUUCCGUCUCCGUCGCCAUCCUUAGACUCUAGCCCCAUGCUACCAGCGCCUCUGAAGCGAACGCUUUCAACAACAAAACCUACUGGUAGACCGUCGUCUCCCUCAGUGAGCCAGCCUAAUUCCUCGCCAAGCCGGCCCUCACAGCCGUCCUCGCCGCUGUUAGUAUCCUUUAGCACCGGUCAGAACAAUGAAAGGCGGAAGACGUCUAGUAGUAGCUCAUCCACUCUUUCUCAUCAGCCUAGCAACAACCUCCAGCCAGGAAGUUUUUUCGAUGCUCCACACUUAGGAUCCGGCUUCAAGCCUUCCUCAAACGCCGUAUCGCCUAUCAAACUUUCCAAAACACCCAGCGCCAUCUCGCAGUCGUUUCAAGAAAAGGCUCUACAGAAUCGGCAAACGUCUAUGUCGUCUCAUGGGAGCGUUUCCUCGCCUAGAGCAAGAUCACAAACCAUAGGGUCACAAGAAGGCGAUGUAGUGAGGGAUCUUGUUCCUUCUCACCACAAGAGAAGAAGUCAGGUAUUUGAUAUAUCACCCUCGUCUUCUGAUACUGAGGAUUCUCGAGCGAAAGCACUUCUUCGCGUUCAAAGACGGCGACAAAGCUCACGGAGAUUGUCACAAAUCAGCGUUGCAGACGGUCCUAUGUUCCGGCCCUUGGAUGUUCUUGUCUGCGAAGAUCAUCCAGUCUCUCGACUUGUUAUGGAGAAGUUGCUAGAGAAGCUGCGAUGUCGAACAUUGACUGUUCAGACUGGGUCCGAAGCUGUGCGGUAUGCCAUGGGAGAAGUCAAGUUCGACAUCAUCAUGAUGGAGUUCAAGCUGCCUCAGAUCAACGGUGCGGAUGUGGCCCGUAUGAUUCGCGACACCAAGAAUGCCAACAACCACACGCCAAUUGUUGCUGUCACCGGCUAUUUGAAAGAAUUACAGGCACCUCAUCAUUUUGAUGGGCUUAUUGAGAAGCCGCCUACAAUCACCAAGCUGACAGAAGUCAUGUCGAGGCUUUGCCAAUGGAAAGCGCCUCCGCCAAACUGGACCCCAACAGCUCACUACCCAACUAUGACUCCAUCCAUGCCUUCCAGCUUGCGUCAAGAGUCGACACGGCAAGACGAUAGUCCAACAUCGAAUUCGUCUGGCUUCCCGCCAAUGCCAUCCGGAAGCUAUCAUGGGUCGAGUAGAGAAGACUCCAUCAGCUCAAGCUUCUUCGGAGAUCCAGAAAUCCGCGCAGAGGACGUACUUGUUACCAUCCAAAAGCACAACAUCGAUGAGUGGCACGAUCGCGAUUUGGUUCGUAUGAUUGGUGGUUUGGGAAUAUCUGAAGACCCUACGACCGGUGCUGAGCUGAAGAGCGUCGGACAGACUUUAUUGCCACCGCUUACGCACGAAAUCUCUACACCAGCUGUCAUGCAGCACUCGCCAUCAAUCGCAAAGCAGAGGUCCAAUGAACACAUUGGGGCAAAGAGGCGCAAUCUUGAGGCGAGGAAACAUGAGUCUGCGGAGUCAGGUGAUGACGAAGACGAAGAGUUGGGUGAUGUCAACGUCAGGGCCAAGAGCCCGAAAACUCGACCAAAGUCAUCCUCAAAACUUGGCAUUGAGAUGCUUCGCACCAACAGCAGGGGCAGUGUCAUCUCUGUGGAGGACCUUGCAGCUACGGACACGCUUGCCUCGUCUCCUCCACCUUCCAUUUCAGAGGAUCGGGCUGCCGAGGAACAGAGCCUGACCGCUGCUGAGGAACAGAACCUGACCACUCCCGAUGCCAAGCCAAUCUCCAUUACCACGCCUCCCGAAAUUUUUCCGCAGGUUCCUGGUGACGAAGUGGAAGAUAUCGAUAUGGACGCUACGCCACAACCGCAAAUUGCGAAUGUCGAGGAUCCAGAUCGAACCCCACAAGCUUCCGCAUCCGCAUUACCUAUCAAAUAAACCACGCCCGUCAUCACCCGAAACUGCUUAGAACGUACACUACAUCCACAUUUCCUUAUUCUCGUUUUUUCUAAAAGGUGUUGGCGGUGUUAUUCUGGGAGACCUCGUGGUAACUUGAGUGGGCGUUCAAGGCACAUGGCACACACAGAGAUUGAGGACUGUUUACAUCUUUGAUCUUUCAUGCGUUCUGUGUUUCGACUCUCUGCAUGCUCCAUUGAAGCGGGUGUGGGAGGAACGACCCUGAAAUUGAAUACUCUGCUAAGCGAACAAGUUUCUUUUGUUGUUGAUCCCGAUGGGAUCUUGCGUUUUUACCACACACUGCAUACUGGCUUUUUUUUUUUUGGCCAGAUAAUCCUUCCUUCCUUUCC
Molecule: messenger RNA, 6552 nt
Organism: Mytilinidion resinicola
Lineage: Eukaryota; Fungi; Ascomycota; Dothideomycetes; Mytilinidiales; Mytilinidiaceae
Product: putative response regulator receiver RIM15p
Exons: 3
Coding region: 359-6184 (1941 amino acids)
Biological process (GO): peptidyl-serine phosphorylation; phosphorelay signal transduction system
Cellular component (GO): nucleus; cytoplasm
Molecular function (GO): protein serine/threonine kinase activity; ATP binding
Source: RefSeq, a predicted model, not a curated record